Molecule: messenger RNA, 2010 nt
Organism: Erinaceus europaeus (western European hedgehog)
Lineage: Eukaryota; Metazoa; Chordata; Mammalia; Eulipotyphla; Erinaceidae
Gene: POLD2
Product: DNA polymerase delta 2, accessory subunit
Exons: 11
Coding region: 524-1924 (466 amino acids)
Biological process (GO): DNA strand elongation involved in DNA replication; DNA replication
Cellular component (GO): delta DNA polymerase complex
Molecular function (GO): DNA binding
Source: RefSeq, a predicted model, not a curated record
UGCUGAGUCGGGAUGGGGUCCCCCAUUCUUGCAUUUGUGGUGGAGGGGAUGCUCAGACCCGGUCCCAGCCGGAGCCGAGCCCCCGCGGCCUGUGAGGCCCCCGACAUCCUAAUGGUGGGCUGGAGAUAAGGGGGCGAGGAGACUAGGGGUUUAGUCCCAGGUCUUGUUGCGCCCCCCCCCCCCGUUAUCUGCCGGCUGCUGGCUUUCCAGCACGUGUGCAAGAAAAUCACUGUCCCUUUCUUGCUGACCCCUGAACCCCCGUGGAUGGGUUCGAGAGCGAGACUCCCGCACCCCCGCACCCUCAUGCCAGGCGGGGCAGGCAGACAGUAAGCCUAGAAACACCGUGUUUUAGAAAGCAGAGGCUACGGAGAGCAAAAGUACAAGCAGCAGGUUUGGGGCUUAUAGUUGCAAUUCAGAAGUGGAUAUUUGACCAGGGGUGGCUAGUGAACCUCUGCGGCGCUCCCCGCAGUGACUACCUCCUUGGCCUGGAACCAGCUGCCUGGACACACCAAGUGUGGUAGCCAUGUUUUCUGAGCAGGCUGCCCAGAGGGCCCAGACUCUGCUGUCCCCACCUUCCACCAACAAUGCCACUUUUGCCCGUGUGCCUGUGGUGACCUACAGCAACUCUUCCCAGCCCUUCCGCUUGGGCGAGCGCAGCUUUAACCGCCAAUAUGCCCACAUCUAUGCCACCCGCCUUGUCCAGAUGCGGCCUUUCUUGGAGAGCCGUGCCCAGCAGCACUGGGGCACUGAGGUGCAAAUCAAGAAGCUGUGUGAGCUGCAGCCUGCAGAGAAGUGUUGUGUGGUGGGGACCCUCUUUAAGGCCAUGCUGCUCCAGCCCUCCAUCCUGCGGGAGGUCAGCGAGGAGCACAACUUGGUCCCCCAACCCCCUCGGAGCAAAUACAUCCACCCGGACGACGAGCUGGUCCUGGAGGACGAGUUGCAGCGCAUCAAGCUAGAGGGCAACAUCGCCGUGUCCCGGCUGGUGACAGGGACUGUGCUGGCUGUACUGGGCUCUGUGCGUGAUGAUGGCAAGUUCCUGGUGGAGGACCACUGCUUUGCAGAACUUGCGCCCCAGAAGCCCGCACCCACCCUGGACUCGGACCGGUUCGUGCUCCUGGUAUCUGGCCUGGGGCUGGGUGGUGGCGGCGGUGAGAGCCUGCUGGGCACCCAGCUGCUGGUGGACGUGGUGACAGGGCAGCUGGGGGAUGAGGGAGAGCAGCGCAGUGCCGCCCAAGUGUCCCGCGUCAUCCUGGCUGGGAACCUGCUGAGCCACAGCACCCAGAGCCGGGACUCCAUCAACAAGGCCAAGUACCUGACCAAGAAAACCCAGGCAGCCAGCGUGGAGGCUGUCAAGAUGCUGGAUGAGAUCCUCCUGCAGCUGAGUGCCUCAGUGCCCGUGGAUGUGAUGCCAGGAGAAUUUGACCCCACCAACUACACGCUCCCCCAGCAGCCCCUGCACCCCUGCAUGUUCCCCCUGGCCACGGCCUACUCCACCCUCCAGCUGGUCACCAACCCCUACCAGGCCACCAUUGAUGGAGUCAGAUUCCUGGGGACAUCAGGACAGAAUGUGAGUGACAUCUUCAGGUACAGCAGCAUGGAGGACCACCUGGAAAUUCUGGAGUGGACGUUACGGGUCCGUCACAUCAGCCCCACAGCCCCUGACACACUUGGUUGCUACCCCUUCUACAAAACUGACCCAUUUGUCUUCCCUGAGUGCCCACAUGUCUACUUCUGUGGCAGCGCCCCCAACUUUGGCUCCAAAGUCAUACGAGGUCCUGAGGGCCAGACGGUGCUGCUGGUGGCUGUCCCGGACUUCAGCACCACGCAGACAGCCUGCCUGGUGAACCUGCGUGGCCUGGCUUGCCAACCCAUUAGCUUCUCAGGCUUUGGGGCUGAUGAGGACCUGGGAGACCUGGGCCCCUGACCAAAGGCCCACCACCCCUCCCUGCACCAGCUAUGCCCAGGGCACCUCCAUUCUGUAAAUAAAGCAAAACUUAACCUUCCUCCUGA